AUGUCCUUGCGUCCUCGUCAAUCUCAUGGGUUUUCGUCUCCGGCGAAGCAGAGGAAGAAAGCUCCCAAGAAUUCCAUGACUCCGAGAACGAUGAUCCGUAAUCGUCUACCUUCUUACCUAAAACCUGGCGCCGCCGUGGAAAUCAGCUCCGACGAGCCUGGGUUUCGCGGCUCUUGGUACCCCGGAACGGUGAUCACAAUCCCAUCCUCAGAUAAGGAUUCCGUCAGAUGUCAGGUGGAGUACACGACGCUUUUCUUCGACAAAGACGGGAAGAAACGGCUGAAGGAAGCUGUCGACAUGAUUCAGCUUCGUCCUCCGGCGCCGCCGAUGUCUGAGAGGGAGAAAAAGAAGGAUAUCGCGGUGGGGGAAGAGGUCGAUGCUUUUUACAACGAUGGUUGGUGGGAAGGGACUGUGACGGAGGUUCUCGGUGAUGGGAAAUUCAGUGUUUUCUUCAAGAGUUCGAGGGAGCAGAUUCGGUUUCGCAAAGACGAGCUACGAUUGGUGCUUGAGAACUUUCUUUGUUGUGGUGACUCAAUUGAAGGUUUAGCGAUAUUAAUCGUGACAGUAAUAACAAUGCAGUAUAUAUUAGCCCGAGUGGAUCCGGAAACUGCUAGAGAAAUCGCGAAACAAAUGUUUUCGAGUGGCACGAUUGUUGAAGUUAGCAGCGACGAGGAAGGUUUCAAGGGGUCCUGGUUUGUAGCUAAAGUCAUUGAAACCAUUGGCGAAGACAAAUACCUUGUUGAGUACCGAGACUUGACAGAAGAUGAUGGCAUACAGCUUUUGAAAGAAGAAACCGAUUUUCUGCACAUACGGCCACCACCACCAAGUGAGGACGGCAUAGAUUUUGUUGUUGGAGACAAGGUUGAUGCGUUUUACAAUGAUGGCUGGUGGUUAGGUGAUGUCAUUGAGAGUAUGCAGGAUGGAAUAGUUGGUAUCUUAUUCAGGCAAUCAGGAGAAAAGAUGCGGUUUGGAAGGCAGGGUCUUCGUCUGCAUAAAGACUGGAUUAACGGAACCUGGGAACUGCCACUGAAAAGAGGAGGGAUAAAGAGGGCAAAGAAAGUUUCAUGUGAUCGGAACGUGAGACCUAAGAAAGCGAUCGAGAAGCAAGAGUUCAGCAUUGGAACUGCAGUUGAGGUUAGCAGUGAGGAAGAUGGAUUUGAAGAUUCUUGGUUUCCAGCAAAACUUAUUGAAUACCGAGGAAAGGACAAAUGCCUUAUAGAAUAUGAUAAACUGAAAGCUGAAGACGGGAAAGAGCUUCUGAGAGAAGAGGUCAAUGUUUUACAGAUAAGGCCUCAACCAAUAGAGACGGUCAUGGUUAAUCCGUUUGAGAAGCUUGACAAAGUUGAUGCUUUGUAUAAUGAUGGAUGGUGGGUUGGGGUGAUUAUGAAGGUUCUUGCAAAGUCAAGCUACCUGGUUCACUUCAAGAAGACUGAAGAGGUGCUAAAAUUUCAUCACUCUCAGUUAAGGCUUCAUCAGGAGUGGAUUAAUGGCAAGUGGAUAACAUCUUCUAAGUCUCAGGCGGUGUAA
This is a messenger RNA of Arabis nemorensis, 1527 nucleotides long. Lineage: Eukaryota; Viridiplantae; Streptophyta; Magnoliopsida; Brassicales; Brassicaceae. The record is from the annotation of a GenBank genome assembly.